Messenger RNA from Symphalangus syndactylus (siamang), 3574 nucleotides. It is a transcript of the gene HSPH1, whose product is annotated as heat shock protein family H (Hsp110) member 1. The record is from RefSeq and is a predicted model, not a curated record. NCBI's taxonomy places the organism in Eukaryota, Metazoa, Chordata, Mammalia, Primates, Hylobatidae. Gene Ontology annotation, cellular component: cytosol; nucleus. Gene Ontology annotation, molecular function: ATP-dependent protein folding chaperone; ATP binding. Gene Ontology annotation, biological process: protein folding.
CACACCUCUCUCGGCGGGACUACGAUUCCCAACAUGCUCUCCGGACUGCUGGCCGGCCUCCCCACCAUCCUGUUGUCUGGGGUCUCUGCAAAAAUGCGGUCUGUCUCCGCCCGCCCAGACUCCCUUUAGAGUUAAGGGUCGGACACCACUUCCCAGUAGUAAAUUGUGACUAUUCCGAGUUUUGGAGUCAUUCUUCGUUGCCUGUUUUAUUAGGGCAGCAAAAUGCCUCCGGCUAGGGCGGGAGUGGGCGGAGGCAGGCUUGAGCCAAUGGCACGGGAGCGGCCCUGUCGCUGCCAUGGCAACGGCGGCCGUUCUCGGGGGACCGACUGCCCAUUGGGUAGAAUCUUUCCAGAAGGCUCGAGAAGAAGGAAGCGGAAGUGGCACGUGGAGGGGCCGGUGGAGGCGCCGGUCAGUCAUAUCAUUUGGAUCAAAAAAUAGAACAAUCGGAGUUGCAGCCAAAAAUCAGCAAAUCACUCAUGCAAACAAUACGGUGUCUAACUUCAAAAGAUUUCAUGGUCGAGCGUUCAAUGACCCCUUCAUUCAAAAGGAGAAGGAAAACUUAAGUUACGAUUUGGUUCCAUUGAAAAAUGGUGGAGUUGGAAUAAAGGUAAUGUACAUGGGUGAAGAACAUCUAUUUAGUGUGGAGCAGAUAACAGCCAUGUUGUUGACUAAGCUGAAGGAAACUGCUGAAAACAGCCUCAAGAAACCAGUAACAGAUUGUGUUAUUUCAGUCCCCUCCUUCUUUACAGAUGCUGAGAGGCGAUCUGUAUUAGAUGCUGCACAGAUUGUUGGCCUAAACUGUUUAAGACUUAUGAAUGACAUGACAGCUGUUGCUUUGAAUUACGGAAUUUAUAAGCAGGAUCUCCCAAGCCUGGAUGAGAAACCUCGGAUAGUGGUUUUUGUUGAUAUGGGACAUUCAGCUUUUCAAGUGUCUGCUUGUGCUUUUAACAAGGGAAAAUUGAAGGUACUGGGAACAGCUUUUGAUCCUUUCUUAGGAGGAAAAAACUUCGAUGAAAAGUUAGUGGAACAUUUUUGUGCAGAAUUUAAAACUAAGUACAAGUUGGAUGCAAAAUCCAAAAUACGAGCACUGCUUCGUCUCUAUCAGGAAUGUGAAAAACUGAAAAAGCUAAUGAGCUCUAACAGCACAGACCUUCCACUGAAUAUCGAAUGCUUUAUGAAUGAUAAAGAUGUUUCCGGAAAGAUGAACAGGUCACAAUUUGAAGAACUCUGUGCUGAACUUCUGCAAAAGAUAGAAGUACCCCUUUAUUCACUGAUGGAACAAACUCAUCUCAAAGUAGAAGAUGUGAGUGCAGUUGAGAUUGUUGGAGGUGCUACACGAAUUCCAGCUGUGAAGGAAAGAAUUGCCAAAUUCUUUGGAAAAGAUAUUAGCACAACACUCAAUGCAGAUGAAGCAGUAGCUAGAGGAUGUGCAUUACAGUGUGCAAUACUUUCCCCGGCAUUUAAAGUUAGAGAAUUUUCCGUCACAGAUGCAGUUCCUUUUCCAAUAUCUCUGAUCUGGAACCAUGAUUCAGAAGAUACUGAAGGUGUUCAUGAAGUGUUUAGUCGAAACCAUGCUGCUCCUUUCUCCAAAGUUCUCACCUUCCUGAGAAGGGGGCCUUUUGAGCUAGAAGCUUUCUAUUCUGAUCCCCAAGGAGUUCCAUAUCCAGAAGCAAAAAUAGGCCGCUUUGUAGUUCAGAAUGUUUCUGCACAGAAAGAUGGAGAAAAAUCUAGAGUAAAAGUCAAAGUGCGAGUCAACACCCAUGGCAUUUUCACCAUCUCUACAGCAUCUAUGGUGGAGAAAGUCCCAGCUGAGGAGAAUGAAAUGUCUUCUGAAGCUGACAUGGAGUGUCUGAAUCAGAGACCACCAGAAAACCCAGACACUGAUAAAAAUGUCCAGCAAGACAACAGUGAAGCUGGAACACAGCCCCAGGUACAAACUGAUGCUCAACAAACCUCACAGUCUCCCCCUUCACCUGAACUUACCUCAGAAGAAAACAAAAUCCCAGAUGCUGACAAAGCAAAUGAAAAAAAAGUUGACCAGCCUCCAGAAGCUAAAAAGCCCAAAAUAAAGGUGGUGAAUGUUGAGCUGCCUAUUGAAGCCAACUUGGUCUGGCAGUUAGGGAAAGACCUUCUUAAUAUGUAUAUUGAGACAGAGGGUAAGAUGAUAAUGCAAGAUAAAUUGGAAAAAGAAAGGAAUGAUGCUAAAAAUGCAGUUGAGGAAUAUGUGUAUGAGUUCAGAGACAAGCUGUGUGGACCAUAUGAAAAAUUUAUAUGUGAGCAGGAUCAUCAAAAUUUUUUGAGACUCCUCACAGAAACUGAAGACUGGCUGUAUGAAGAAGGAGAGGACCAAGCUAAACAAGCAUAUGUUGACAAGUUGGAAGAAUUAAUGAAAAUUGGCACUCCAGUUAAAGUUCGGUUUCAGGAAGCUGAAGAACGGCCAAAAAUGUUUGAGGAACUGGGACAGAGGCUGCAGCACUAUGCCAAGAUAGCAGCUGACUUCAGAAAUAAGGAUGAGAAAUACAACCAUAUUGAUGAGUCUGAAAUGAAAAAAGUUGAGAAGUCUGUUAAUGAAGUGAUGGAAUGGAUGAAUAAUGUCAUGAAUGCUCAGGCUAAAAAGAGUCUUGAUCAGGAUCCAGUUGUACGUGCUCAGGAAAUUAAAACAAAAAUCAAGGAAUUGAACAACACAUGUGAACCCGUUGUAACACAACCGAAACCAAAAAUUGAAUCUCCCAAACUGGAAAGAACUCCAAAUGGCCCAAAUAUUGAUAAAAAGGAAGAAGAUUUAGAAGACAAAAACAAUUUUGGUGCUGAACCUCCACAUCAGAAUGGUGAAUGUUACCCUAAUGAGAAAAAUUCUGUUAAUAUGGACUUGGACUAGACAACAUUAAAUUGGCUUAUUCCUUCAAUUAAUAAAAUAUUUUUGCCAUAGUAUGUGACUCUACAUAACAUACUGAAACUAUUUAUAUUUUCUUUUUUAAGGAUGUUUAGAAAUUUUGUGUAUUAUAUAGAAAAAGAAAAAAAGCUUAAGUCUGUAGUCUUUAUGAUCCUAAAAGGGAAAAUUGCCUUGGUAACUUUCAGAUUCCUGUGGAAUUGUGAAUUCAUACUAAGCUUUCUGUGCAGUCUCACCAUUUGCAUCACUGAGGAUGAAACUGACUUUUGUCUUUUGGAGAAAAAAACUGUACUGCUUGUUCAAGAGGGCUGUGAUUAAAAUCUUUAAGCAUUUGUUCCUGCCAAGGUAGUUUUCUUGCAUUUUGCUCUCCAUUCAGCAUGUGUGUGGGUGUGGAUGUUUAUAAACAAGACUAAGUCUGACUUCAUAAGGGCUUUCUAAAACCAUUUCUGUCCAAGAGAAAAUGACUUUUUGCUUUGAUAUUAAAAAUUCAAUGAGUAAAACAAAAGCUAGUCAAAUGUGUUAGCAGCAUGCAGAACAAAAACUUUAAACUUUAUCUCUCACUAUACAGUAUAUUGAUUGUCAUGUGAAAGUGUGGAAUGGAAGAAAUGUCGAUCCUGUUGUAACUGAUUGUGAACACUUUUAUGAGCUUUAAAAUAAAGUUCAUCUUAUGGUGUCAUUUCUAAA